AUGCUGCAAAGGAAUGAGGCCAUGAUCACCAAUAUUCGUCUGGCGAAUCAAAAUAACAUGGUACCCCGUGACCGAGACGAGUACACUCCACUCCAGAAAACUGCAAGCGGACACGGCCGUAGCCUAGCAAUACAAGCGUCCCGGCCAGAACAUGUUGAUUUGAUCACUCCUGUUGCUGCUAUCCAAGUUGCUGAAGUAGGCACUUGCCCUCCGCUAUGGAGUCCUGUUGUCGACGACUAUACAAUGAGGAACAUAUUACAUUUGAUCAUAUUCUAUAACGAUGAUUUCGGAAUCCAACCGGCUGACGACAUCGAUGAUAGAAAGUCUAAAUUCCGCCGCCGGCUGCGUUCUUAA
Molecule: messenger RNA, 354 nt
Organism: Suillus subaureus
Lineage: Eukaryota; Fungi; Basidiomycota; Agaricomycetes; Boletales; Suillaceae
Exons: 2
Coding region: 1-354 (117 amino acids)
Source: RefSeq, a predicted model, not a curated record